Molecule: messenger RNA, 2913 nt
Organism: Cavenderia fasciculata
Lineage: Eukaryota; Evosea; Eumycetozoa; Acytosteliales; Cavenderiaceae
Product: protein phosphatase 2C
Exons: 8
Coding region: 1-2913 (970 amino acids)
Biological process (GO): protein dephosphorylation
Molecular function (GO): protein serine/threonine phosphatase activity
Source: RefSeq, a predicted model, not a curated record
AUGUAUUUGGAAAGUAGUACUCCUUUUAAAGACACCCGCCUCACUAAAAACUCAACAACAUGUCUCUCUGUCAAUCGAUUGAUGUCGUCAGCUGAGUUUUUUUUAGCUGAACACUGCCCAACUAAAAGUCAAAGCGAUGACUUGAGGGAGGGUCGGCUUUGCCUCAGAAAGCCAUUUUCUGAGUUUUGCGAUCUUGUUAACAACAACAAAAGUAAUAGUAAUAUUACCUAUCUCAAAGAAAAAGAAGAAGUCAAUCAAAGCAAUAACAACGCAGCAAAACAACAACAACAACAACAACAAAAAAAAAUCGAUAACACGUUAAGACAACAACAACAACCUGACCUGAUCAUCAAAACAAGAAGAAAUAGAAAAUAUAGUAAAUCGACGAUUGGAGGAAUAGGAGUAUUUGAACAAUCAUCUAAAUUUUGUCCAUUGCAAUUGUACAGCGGUGGUGGUACUGGUAAUAAUAAUAGAGGAGCAGUCGAUGAAAAUAGUUUUGGUCUUGGUAAAUUGGUGGAUUUGUUGCCAGGUAAAGAGAUUCUAUUCAACACUAGAUACGUUAGAGAAUUGUUGGGUGUCGUCUCUGAAAAGACAAUCAAGGUUGACAUUCCAUUUAGAGCCUAUCCAAAGUUACAAACGGUUGACUUUAGACUUGAAGGUUGGUUUAGUUCAAACAUUAGAAAUUUAAAAUCAAAAUCUCAUCCAUCAUUUGAUACUAUAACAAUUGAAGAUAACAAAUUGACUUCUCUACAUAAAAUUGGAUCAAAGGAUUAUGAUAAAGUUCAACAAUAUUUGGUAGAUGUUGAAUUACAAGAUAUGAAGGUGGUUAGUGGAUGGUCAUCGAGUUCAUUGAAUCAUGAAGGAAAAUAUUUUACAGCGUCAAUGAUUACAUUCAACAUUGAUCCACAGGAAACACACUCUAUCAACAAUGUCCACAUUCAAUGGACAGCCGAAAAACAAAUCAAACUAGAAAGAAUCCAACCCAGCAACGGAGGAUUCAUUGUUUAUAACGUCGAAACUCAUACAACUGACCAGACAGUUGACACUCAUCAAAACACCAUUCCCAUAUCCUAUUCAACCCUUACUAACUCUAAUACCGCCGUCUCUUGCCAAUGUAACAUAAAACUUCAACCAACAAGUUCAUUAUUAAUUUAUAGAUUUUCAACUCUUUCAAAAUUAAAUAUAAUUCACAAUUACACAUCAAGUAAUGGUUGUAAUAAUGAAAAUAGUAAUAGUAGUAAAAAUGUAACUAUAAAAUCAACGACAACGGAUAAUAUGUCAUCUCUAUCAAUGUCAUUGCCAGAUUCUGGAACAUCACAAAUUACAUCAAGUUUGGAUUUAUUGUCAAAUAUUAGUAGUCAUCCUGGACGUGUGAAACCACCUGGAUUGCAGUCGUUUACGGCUCCACCGACAUUUGUAAAGGAUAUCCAGGCGAAUCCAAUCGCGGCAUUUGUCGCCAAUGCCAAACAGGGUCCGACCGCGUUGACGGGGCCAAAGCAGGUGCGUAGAGGUCCCCCGAUGCUGGGCGGCAGCGACAUUCGUCUGCAGCGUCUGGCUAGCUACAACAAGGUCAACAAUAUGUGGAAUCUGUCUGCGAGCGACUUUACCGAGCGCCACACCAUCGCCAUCGAAGAGCUCGAGGCUACGGCACUCGACCUCGCACUCAACCACGUGCGUGCCAACUGGUGGGGUAAGGGUCGACUCGGAUCGAUGCGCGAGAUUCAGGCGUUGCGUGGAGCAGUCGAGACGAUUGUCAAGAGCUCCAAGAUCGAUAUGACCUAUGUCGAGAUUCCAGUACAGCAAAAGAGUCAGAUCGAGACGGUCAUGAAUAGCAGCUCGCGCGAUCUCGGUCAACUACUCAAUGCACUCAAACCAAAGCCUGCGUCCGACAGCGCCGCCGGUGCCGAGACUGGGCAGUCGGGUGCGGUCGAGGAGCCACAACGCAAGGAAAAGGCAAUCGACGUCAUCAAGCUAAAGUGGGUGAUUGAGGAGAUGCUCGAUGGUGACAAGCAAGCAUUCCCACGUGACGAUGACGCACACAUUCGUCAGCAGUCGUGGUACCACGUCGACGCUGCAGAGACAAAGGGCGAGCGCGGUCAUAUGGAGGACAAGCAUAUCGUCAUUGAACAUGUAAAUAGAUUGUAUUCCGCGACCACAGACAAACAAGACACUGACAGUGAACAACUGUUUUUAGGUGUAUUUGACGGACACAAUGGAAAGUUGGCAGCCGAUUUUACAAAGACACACCUUCCAUACGAGAUAUAUAAAAGUAGAGCAGCCGACAAAUCAUUGCCAGCAUCAAUGAUUGCAUCGGGUAUUGUUAAAGACAUUGAGACUACGAUGGAGAGUGCAUACACUCAAGUGGAUCAAUCGUUUUUACAGUUGGCAGAUCGAGAUGAUAAAAAGGCUGGUAGUACAGUGGCCACUGUCAUUGCCAUGAAAGAUAAACUGGUAGUGUCCAAUGUUGGCGACACUGAAGUAGUCUUGUCAAGUGGAUCCAAAGCGAGUGCAUUGUCGACCAUGCAUCUGCCAACCAACGAAAUGGAAAGAGAACGUGUUGAAAAGGCUGGUGGUGUUAUUAUCCAAUGUGGUACACUACGUGUCAAUGGUGUAUUGGCCGUCACCAGAGCCAUGGGUGAUCGUAAUCUAAAGGAUGUCAUUACAUGUCUUCCCGACACUAAAAUACACCACCUCACACCCGCCGAUCAAUUCCUAGUCAUUGCUACCGACGGUCUUUGGGAUGUCAUGAAACAUCAAGAAGUGGUCGACUAUAUCAUCCAACAGAAUCAAGAAAAACAACCACAAAUCGCAGAUAGAUUAGUUGAAGAGGCUCUUAGAAGAAAUUCAAAGGAUAAUAUUACAGUUAUCAUUGUUUAUUUUAAAAAUAAUUAUCAACCUUUUAUAAAUCAAUAA